AUGUUGUCUUUGAUUGAUUUAGACAUUCUAUCUUCUAUGAUCAGAGAUAUCCAAGGCAGUGGUCUAGAAGGACCAAUACCUGUAACCGUCUCCCUCUUGAAAAAUUUGACACAACUCAUCAGUGAUUUGAAUGGAAAUAGUUCGAAGUACUUUCCAGACCUAAGAAACAUGACAGGCGUGGAGCAACUAGACCUCAGUUUCAACAAUUUGGAGGGAGAUAUACCAGAUUUGAAAGAACUAGAUAUGGAGAAAAUGUACUUGACUAGCAACUCCCUCAACGGAAAUGCAUGCGAGAUUGAUCUUUCCUACAAUAAAUUCAAAGAAGAAAGUGUGCCCCUAUAUUGUCGUGAAAAUUUGUACUUAUUCAGAAGUUACGCUGCUGCAAGCAACUCAGAGCUUGGGAAGUGCCUUAGCUGGUUUCCUGUCGAAAGGGAUUCAGGUGGAGCAGCUAAGUUUGUUCCCACAAGAGACUUUUGGGGGACAAGUAGCACCGGAAAUGCGUUGGGCAAUAAUCAUAGAUUAUCUAACUAUGUAGCCACCAAUGUAUCAGCACCGACUAUUGAUGAUAGUAAAUUGUACACUACAGCUCGCCUCUUUCCACUAUCCAUCACUUACUAUGUUCGAUGUUUACCAAAUGGGAACUAUACGGUGACUCUGCAUUUCGCAGAGAUAGUUUUCAGAGAUAAUGUCUUUUCAGAGUCUUGGAAUACGUUCGUUUUAUGUAUAUAUUCUUGCAAUUAAAUUUCUGCAUUUCAAACAACAAG
This is a messenger RNA of Lactuca saligna, 764 nucleotides long. NCBI's taxonomy places the organism in Eukaryota, Viridiplantae, Streptophyta, Magnoliopsida, Asterales, Asteraceae. The record is from the annotation of a GenBank genome assembly.